AUUGUAGAUAAAUGUAAAAAGUUUAUAAAAUAAGUUCCUAAAUAAUACAAUAUCUUCCGGUUAACUAAAUGUUCACAUAUAUGCGGAGUGCUUCAAGUUGAUGUUACAUUUCAUCUCAAUUUAGGACAAAGGGGUUGGUAAAUAAAUAACCUCAAUAAACUAAGACGGCACGAGAGAGACAGAAGACAGAUAAUUAAAUUCCUAUUAUCCGCGGCAUAUCCGCGGCACGUUAUGGAGAGAUGGUUGCUUAUCAUCAUGAUAUAAACAGGUGUAUCAUCAGCGCGCGCGGCACACAUUGAGCAUCUCGACCUUUCUCAUGACAAACCACACACGGUACAGUGAGCUUCCGCGAGCCGGCCGCUGCAGUUUUCGACACGAGUAACAGACGUCGGCUGACAGUUGACAAGUCCUUACGCAAAUUAACCGCGAGAAUCCCAACGGAUUCGCGUGAAUUGGGCGAGUCAACGUCUUUCGUCAGUGUGACGGCGUAAAGUGGACGAGACGAGCGAGAAGAUCAGUCGAAUAUAAAACGAGAUACGCACGCAGUGGUAACUCUCUCCCGAUACCUCGUUGCGCGAACGGACUGUUCUGAGGGUCGGAAGAAGCGCAGCUGCGAGAAGAAAACUCACUCGGCGGACAAUAAUCCAAGAAAGCGCCAUGGAAACGCACAGAAAUGAUAACAUCGACCGAAUCCAGAAGUUGAUGAUUGACAGACUGGAAUCAGAAUCCAAGCGUUGCGAUCACGGAAAUAUAUUGAGACCAGGCUGGUGUCCCGAGAUUUGGGACAAGAUACUAUGUUGGAACUCGACAGCACCUGGACAACUAGCUGUUCAGCAAUGCCCCUCUUACAUCGUGGGUUUCGACGCUCAUGCAUUCACUUCGAAGCAAUGCAUGCCGAACGGCGAAUGGUACUGGAACGCCGAAACCCAUAACACAUGGACCAACUAUACCCAGUGCUAUCGAGAUUCGCUGGUCACCGUCCUGAUGAACAUGUCAGACGCGCAGGCAAACAACGCUACUCUCAUUAAGAAAUUCUUCCCGAUCGUCAAGACCAUCUCGAAACUCGGCUACUCAAUCUCGCUGUUCACUCUCAUCAUUGCAUUUUGCAUUUUGGCCGCCAUUAAUUUGUCUCCCGUCGGACGUAGGAAAUUGCGAUGCCCACGGAAUAUAUUGCACAUGCACCUGUUCGUCUCAUUCGUGAUGCGAGCAUUCAUGGCGCUACUGAAAGACGUACUCUUCGUGUCCGGCAUCGGACUGGCGGAAGCCGUGAUCAAAGUCAACGAGGGUUACUGGCUGCUCGACGAGAAGGAGAGCAAUUGGCAAUGUAAGACGUUCACCAGUCUGUGGCAAUACUUUAUCCUGGCAAACUACUCUUGGAUCCUGAUGGAAGGUAUAUAUCUGCACAACCUGGUCUUCCUGGCGCUUUUCACCGAUUCCAAUUCUAGCAUCACAGGCUACGUCGUUUUCGGAUGGGGUUUGCCAGCUAUAUUUAUCUUACCCUGGGUAGUUACGAGGAUCAUAUUCCAGGAUAACUAUUGCUGGACGACCAACGAGAACUCUCUCUUGUUCCUCUUCAUACGGGUGCCCACGAUACUCUCUAUUUUGAUAAAUUUCGUGCUUUUCAUCAACAUCGUAAGAGUGCUGCUGGUGAAACUCAAGUCUACCAUGUCGGAAGAAACGGAAAGAUACAAGCGAUGGACUAGAAGCACAUUAGUUCUGGUGCCGCUCUUUGGAGUUCACUACGCGUUCUUUAUUGGGAUGUCGUAUAGCAUCGGCGUAAAUGAGACCGUAGAAGUCGUAUGGCUCUUCUGCGACCAGUUGUUCGCAUCUUUCCAGGGCUUUUUCGUGGCGGUGCUGUAUUGCUUCCUGAACGGCGAGGUGAGAACCGAAGUAUCGAGUACACUUCGUGGUAUCAAAUGGAUACACCGCGGGAUUCGAUGGGGCCAGAGACCGUCGACGCAUUCGGUCAGCACGUGCAGUUGCAACAAUGUCGCAAAAUCCAGUCGUCGGCACUCGAGAAGGCCUAGAUGGUGGAAGUCGCGCUGGAAGGCGCCCUCUUAUUUUUUCCAGGAUCGUGCCAUUCGUCGAUCCACCCACUCGAUGGCGAGUACACAAGAUGUUGGAACGAGAGGAGGUAGUUUAGCGAGCAGCCAUGGCUACUUAGAAAUUGCUGGUAACGGCCAGCUGCCGACGCAACCAACGACGCAGACUCAUCAUGCUAAUCAUACAUCACUCAUGUGCAGCAAGUACACGGAUCAAUCGCUGCUCUCUUUCUGCUCGAUGUCGGAUGCGUCGGGGCCGAACGACAAAAUCCGUGACCAGCAUCGAUGGAGCGACUCCGAGUGCUGUCACCUCGCAUACGAGUUGCACAAUCUACAUCAGCACCGCGGACACCCGUGAUAACAUCCGUAUUUCAUGAUAAAAAGGAAAAAGAACGCAUGUUGCUUCUCCCAUAAACGUUCAACGCGCAUUUAAACGAACCAUCGUCCAAAAAGAAAGGGGGGAUUUCUAAAUCCUGCUAUAAAUUCUCGAAGAAGCAAAAAAAUAGAGAAGGAUAAAACAAGUUUAUUCUUUCGUUCAUUUUCUUGCUCCGUCGCGACUUUGCAAAACGGAGAGACUGAGUUUUUUUCUUUUAGCUCUAUUAUAUCUUUUUUAGGGAUAUUGUGUCAUUUGCGCAGUUGUCCAUAUCGUAUAGAUCUUAAUUCGUGCAAGUUUAUGUGUAGGAUAAUGUACAGAUAAUGUUUUUAUAUUUUAGUAUUUUUAGGGAUUUGUUGGAAUUUCCGAUGAUCUCUCGUCGACGUACCUCGGUGUUUCGAAACGCGAUGCGCCAUCCGUCACUUAUACCUAUAAAACUCAGUUCCACGAAAAAUGCUAAACUCGGCACACGUUAUAGUAUAAAUAAAUGAAAGCUGCUUGAACUUUGAUAUAGCCAUAUCGUCGCGCAUCACAAGCCUGUUAUCAGCAAUUAUAUUAGAAACUAUGUUGUACUGCAAACAUCACGUAAACAUUAAGACUUAAGACGCUUUUGCAGGUGCUUAAUUUAAAUACUAUGAAAGUUACUCUAUUUUUACAUAUGGCGGAAUAGACUCAGGAUAUCACAAUAAUUUCCUUCGUUCAUUAUUUAUCGUUAAUAUCGCGAUAAAAGAGUAUACGUACAUCGCUAUUUUUUAAGCGCGCAACAAUAUAGAAAAUCUUGGUCGACAAAUUCUAGUUUUCAAGACUACUAAAUAUAUUUAAAAAUAAUAUCUAUAUGAGAUAAUCAAUGUUUGCAAAUUUCUGAGGAAAGCAUUGAUAGCGCUGCCUAUCGUGAAGAGCGUUAUCAAUUUUAAGAUAAGAACGUUUUACUCCAAAAAUAAACGUUCGGUAAAACAUUUUACCUCGUAAGCUCUCUCACUACGUGUAUGUAAAUGUGUAUAUAUUUGUAUCAAGAUCGGAUAUGCAAAUAUUUGAUGUAUCACUUACACAAAUCAAUUUAAUGUAUAAAUUAUGAUACAUCGAUGUAAAAAGAGGAUGAAUAUAAUAAAUCUUUUAUUAUCCAA
Temnothorax curvispinosus is the source of this 3539-nucleotide messenger RNA. RefSeq names its product secretin receptor-like. The transcript has 13 exons. Bases 658 to 2400 code for a protein of 580 amino acids. Gene Ontology annotation, biological process: cell surface receptor signaling pathway; adenylate cyclase-modulating G protein-coupled receptor signaling pathway. Gene Ontology annotation, cellular component: plasma membrane. The record is from RefSeq and is a predicted model, not a curated record. NCBI's taxonomy places the organism in Eukaryota, Metazoa, Arthropoda, Insecta, Hymenoptera, Formicidae. Gene Ontology annotation, molecular function: G protein-coupled peptide receptor activity; peptide hormone binding.